CCGGGUUACUGGUCGCCGGUGGCCCUUCCUGGCUACCAGGUCUGUCGGCUCGUGGCGCAUGGGCCUGCUCCGAGGCUGGCCCCCAUGCGCUCGGGCCAUGGCGCGCCUGGGCGCCGUGCGCUCCCACUACUGCGCUCUGCUGCUGGCCGCGGCGCUUGCCGUCUGUGCCUUCUACUACCUAGGCUCGGGCCGGGAGACUUUCUCUAGCGCCACCAAGAGGCUGAAGGAGGCCCGCGCCGGGGUCCCCGCCGCGUCCUCGCCGCCCGCGCCGGAGGUGGCGCGAGGCUCCGUGGCGCCGGCCCCGGGCGCCAAGGCCAAGAGCCUGGAGGGCGGGGGGUCCGGGCCGGUGGACUACCACCUGCUGAUGAUGUUCACCAAGGCAGAGCACAAUGCCGCGCUACAGGCCAAGGCCCGCGUCGCGCUGCGCUCGCUGCUGCGCCUCGCCAAGUUCGAGACGCACGAAGUGCUUAACCUUCAUUUCGUGAGUGAGGAAGCCAGCCGCGAGGUGGCCAAGGUCCUGCUGCGGGAGCUCCUGCCGCCCGCCGCCGGCUUCAAGUGCAAGGUCAUCUUCCACGAUGUCGCUGUGCUGACGGACAAGCUCUUCCCCAUCGUGGAGGCCAUGCAGAAGCACUUCAGUGCCGGCUCGGGGACCUACUACAGCGACUCCAUCUUCUUCCUCUCGAUCGCCAUGCAUCAGAUCAUGCCCAAAGAGAUCCUGCGGAUCAUUCAGCUGGACCUGGACCUAAAGUACAAGACCAACAUCCGGGAGUUGUUUGAGGAGUUUGACAAUUUCCUGCCAGGCGCCGUCAUCGGCAUAGCCCGAGAGAUGCAGCCAGUGUAUAGGCACACAUUCUGGCAGUUCCGCCAUGAGAACCCCAAGACCAGGGUUGGGGGCCCACCCCCCGAGGGGCUGCCUGGCUUCAACAGUGGAGUGAUGCUGCUGAACUUGGAGGCCAUGCGCCAGUCCCCGCUCUACAGCCGCCUGCUGGAGCCGGCACGGGUGCAGCAGCUCGCCGACAAGUACCACUUCCGUGGCCACCUCGGGGACCAGGACUUCUUCACCAUGAUCGGCAUGGAGCAUCCCGAGCUGUUCCACGUGCUGGACUGUACCUGGAACCGGCAGCUUUGCACCUGGUGGCGGGACCAUGGCUACAGUGACGUCUUCGAGGCCUAUUUCCGGUGCGAGGGCCACGUCAAGAUCUAUCAUGGGAACUGCAACACUCCCAUCCCCAAGGACUAGGGACAUCCCGCCUGCCCUGCCCUCGGGGCCUCUGGAUUGUCUAGGACAGUCCUGGCGGUGUCUGAACUGCUAGAGAGACACUGCAGGGAAGUCCUCUGUGAUCAAGGUGCUGUGAUCUCCCACGCAGUGGGUCACUGUCCCAAGGCCACUCAUUGAACACCAGCCUAUGCAUUGCUGGUGCUCGGGGCCCUUUUCCCUGGGGGGCCAGGCAUCAUGAAGGACAAAUGGGUAGCCACCUUCCAGUGUGCUAGGAAGCCAGCACGUGAAGAGAGGGAAGGAAAGAAAAUCGUACCCCUUGCUGUCCACCCUCAAGGAAUGGAAAUCCUUUUAAGAACCAGCCUUUCUUGGACCAAUAUAAAUUUAAUUUAAAUUGACAGGCUUCCAUUUUGCAAGAAAGAGCAUACAAUACUGCUUUAGCACCCUGUGAGCCAGGAUUUUAACAACUAGCCCAGAGUUUAAGCUUCCAGACAAAUGCCGACCUUCCAUAUACUCACCCCGGGAGGCUGUGUGCGCAUUCUCGUGACGCUCACAUCUCUUGGUGUAGGUUUAAAGAUUGCUGCCUCUUUGCAGAAGGCCUUCAGGGUCAGCUAGGGCCCACGUAAGAAAACUAGUCUCAUUAUUGUAGCAUUCACAGCUUUUAUCUACCAGCUAUAUCUCAGAAUGCCAUUAUCCCUUAUUCGUGCAAGCCAGCUCUAGGUGACCAGACCGUAGUCAGAGAUCAAAUCCACCAUCAAAGAACAGAGCUUGGCCACCCGCAGGGACAUGCAGUAGAAUUGUCUGGACCAGGAAGACUCGUUGGAAAGUGGAGCCCAACAGUUCACGGGUGUGACCGUGUGGGCUAAAGAGAGGCGCCGCUCACGGGCUCUAGUUUCUUUGUUUAAAAAACUCAUCCUCGUUACUCUCUUAUUGUGCCAUAUCAGACCCUAUACCUCAGCAGAAAUGAAAAUGUCAUUUCUUUGCAUCUGUUGAUGGGUUUUCCUGUAAGUAAGCUGCAAUCAUGAAACCCCUAAGGGCCCAUCUUGUGUAGUCUAGCUGAGGUCCUGGGGGGAGAAAUGUUGCAGGAUUUUCAUCUUAUUUUG
This is a messenger RNA of Propithecus coquereli (Coquerel's sifaka), 2319 nucleotides long. It is a transcript of the gene XXYLT1, whose product is annotated as xyloside xylosyltransferase 1. The record is from RefSeq and is a predicted model, not a curated record. Gene Ontology annotation, molecular function: UDP-xylosyltransferase activity. Lineage: Eukaryota; Metazoa; Chordata; Mammalia; Primates; Indriidae. The transcript has 4 exons. Bases 59 to 1240 code for a protein of 393 amino acids.